AGCCUAGGCUGGCUGCCUGAGAGUAGAGAGUGACAGGUAAGGGCUCUGAACCUUCCUGCGUGCUGCCCAAAGAACGCCUAGAGCUACCAAGAGGCCCAGGGAGGAACUUUGGGACCUGACUGGGAAUGGCUUUUCUUCUGCAAGAGGACCACUGCUCAGGCUCAGAGGCCAUGGGGUGAAGUGCACACAAAAGUGGGCAUCCAGCCAUCCUCUAAGCCCCUCGAAGAUGAAGACCAGGGAGCAGCUUCCUCCAAUGAAGCAGCAGCAAUCAGAGGACCAGGAGGCUGAAGCCCUGAGCCCAGCCAGAGGCAGGAUCAGCCAAGUCUGGGACAGGCUUCAAUUAUUUUAGGACACCCUGCCCUCCGUCCGUGCAUAACCACGUUCUCGUUCAUGAAGCGGCCAGCCUCGCGGCGCUGGGGAGAAGGUUUCCUCCUUGUCCUCACUUCUGGGUCAACAGCCUUAGAUGGGGGCGGGCGGUGCGGAGCUGCCGAAACCUUCUCGAAGAUCUCAAGGAGUCUCUGUCCCGCAGAAUCAGCACCAUCCUCCUCGGAGCGCAGCUUUUCUUCCCUGCCCAAGUGCAGUGCACCCGCGCACCACCCAAGUGCCCAGCAUCGAGGGCGCAGCGGCUGCGGCCAGGGCGGCCAGGGCCCUCGAGCGCCCGCCUGUUUUCCCCCGAUGGCCGCAGGGGGGCAGGAGAGAGGAGCCGUGGCGCAGAGCACGCGGAGAGGGACCCGGAGCGCGGGAGCCAGGACUGCGCAGGCAGCGGCGGAGGCCGCGGGGCUCCCCAGAGAGUGGAGUGCCCAAGAAUUGGCCGGGGUGGGAGAGGUCCGCGGGAGACGAUCCCCGACCUCCAGGAACAGGCCUGCGGUGAGCCGCCUUGGCACCCGGGUUCUGCUGCCCCCAGGCGACUCGGAUCGAGACCUGGAAGUGGCCGCAAGGGACGCGAGGGAGAGCAGAGCUGUGAACCAGCCAGAAAGUCACUCCAACCGCAGGGAAUUCCGCUCCGGGAAGAAAGGGGGCGAGCUUCUCCCUGCGUUCCCCUCCACCCCCAGCCUCCGAAUGCACCUUCCCUGGGCUGGCGACCAGCUGUCACCCCCAUUUUGCAGCUACUGAGACUUGAGAUGUUGGGAGCCUAAAAGACGUCAUUUAGAACAUAAAGUAAUUAUGGUGAUUCUGAGCUCUGUGGUCAGAAAGUUUAACUUCAGGAGACAUAUAUAUUUGAAUGGCCACCUUUUCUUUUUCUAUUUUUUCCACGUCAGAUCUUUCAUCUCUUAGUAGAGACUUCUACACCUUUCUGUCAUUCCACCCCAAGAAGUUAUGGUCACCUGGUUCUCUUUUCUUCACCAAAUCGUCUCCAUUUUUCUUCUCCCUGCUUCCAAAUUUAAUUCUCUCUCUCUCUCUCUCCCACACCCCCCCCCCCCGCCCCAAGAUAGGUUCUCACUUUGUCACCCAGGCUGGUGAUCUCAGCUCACCCCAGCCUCAACCUCCUUGGUUUAAGUGAUCCUCCUGCCUCAGCCUCCAGAGUAGCUGGGAUUACAAGCGUGCACCACCACACUCAGCUAAUUUUUGUAUUUUUAGUAGAGACAGGUUUUCGCCAUGUUAUCCAGGCUAGUCUCAAACUCCUAGGCUCAAGCCGACUGCCUGCCUAGGCCUCCCAAAGUGCUGGGACUACAGGCGUGAGGUACUAUGCCUGGCCCAAAUUUAAUUCUUAACUCAUUUGAACCAACACUAGCCAAAAGUUCCAGAGGGUUCCAACCCAAAUGAAAAUGGCCCAGGAAAAGGAGGAGGGGAAGAAAUACACCUACCAAAGAUCAAAUAACAUCUUGUGGGUCCUUACCAAGAGUAGAUGUGAAAUUGUCUCAUCAAAUAGUCUCUGGUCUUUUGAAAAAUCUUUGCUCCAAAAUGACUUGCAUUGAUUUUUUCACUGAUGGUAUUUAUUUGGAAACUUCACAUAACUUACAGAUCAGGUAAAAGUUUUGUGUUCAUUAAAUCUAGACCUGGGUUCAAAAAGAUUGUGAAACUGCAUUGCUGAUGUUAAUAAACCAUCAAGUUAGAAAAAAUGAAAAGCACUAAGAGGGAGCAACACUAAAGCAAAGGCUUGUGGGAUUUAUAGAGUCAUCCCCAAAACAAAGUCUUUGUCUUCCUCUUUCUUUCCUCAUCCUAUUAGUCAACUGAGGACAGCACUUGGACCAUCCCUGGCCUGGUCCUUAUCUGGCGCUUUGAGAUGGGAGAGGAGGCUCCAGGUUACAGUUCUGUUGCACCACCUUCCAAGAAUGAAGCUAGUCAAACUGGACAGAACACUAUGGUGUAAGUGUGAUGGUACAGAAAGUUGGGACAGUGCUGCGCCUUCUGGAAAUGGUAGCCCAGCUGCUCAGGCGUGGGCACGUGCUUUGCUCCUUUAUGAUAGGAAUCAUGCCUUCCAGUUCCUCAGCAUCUGCUUUUCUAGCUGGGUAGUGGCCCAGGCCCCUGAGUUUCCACUUUCUUUUUUUGCUAGCUUUUUUGUUGUCGUUGGAAGUCUGGCAAUUCAUUACCAUCUCCACCAGAGGUUGCGCAGGAGAAAGGAAAGCUGGGAACUCCAGUCUACCUUGCAUUUCUUAGUAGUUAGUACUUCUAGUACUAGCUGGGUUUGGUGGGAAAAGAGCUGUACUGCUGGCUAAAAUGAGAUUUUGUGAUUAUCUGUGAAUUUAAUCUGGUCUCCUCACAUCUACCAUUUCCACAAAUAAUUAGAGAUUAUUAGACACAUUCAGAAGUUGCAUUAGCCUCAAAGAAUUUAGAGAAAAUCUAAAUAGGCUUAAAUACCCUCUUGGAAUCCAGAAUGUUAAGCUCUAUGCUCCAGAUAAUUAACACUUUUAGGGCCCCUUUUCUCCCCAUGGGACUAAAAUCACUCCUGGGUAACAAUUAACUGAACACAUUCUAAGUCUAAUAUAUUUUGCAGAAAGGAAUGAGCUGAGUAGAAAAACAGAUGAUGCACUACUGUUGCUUUAAAAGAGAAUAGGCCAUGCAGCAUUGGAGGUUUGGCACUUCUCUGUUCUCUUAAGAUGUAUUCUGAUUCUUGAGGUAUUGAGAAGAGCCUUUGCUCUUUUCCCACCAAAUCGAGCUAGUACUAGACGUACUAACUACUAAGAAACGCAAGGUGGACUAGAGUUCCCAGCUUUCCUUUCUCCUGCGCACCCUCUGGUGGAGAUGUUAAUGAAUUGCCAAACUUUCAACAACAGAAAACAGACUUUAUAUUUUCAAAAUAAAUCUUAUCAGUUGGCACGCAUGAGAGCCCCUCAGGUAGAGGGUGAUUCAUUGAGAGAGCAAUGCCUGCUCCAUGAGCACAAGUGUGCUGACCCCUUUUCUUGGAGAACAUUCUGGACAUAGAGUGUCCAUCAGGAGCAGAGGAUGAUGUGUAGAGAGGGCCACAGCCCUUCCUCAAUGCCCAGAGGGCUCCUUCCAGAGAACUUGAGUGGAGUACCACCGUGGGGUUCUUUUGAUUACUUUCCUCCCAGUGGGAGCCCUAGGUUAGCACUGACAUGCAGUGGCACCCCAUUAUUGCAGGAUGGCUGAGAAUAUGAUGAUGAGAGUAUCUUGUGCUUCUGCAAUAUUUAAGUUUUCAAGGCAAUUUUAUAUAUGUUAUCUUUUUUGUUUUUUGAGACGGAGUCUCACUCUGUCGCCUAGCUGGAGUGCAGUGGCACCAUCUUGGCUCACUGUAACCUCUGCCUCUCGGGUUAAAGCUAUUCUCCUGCCUCAGCCUCUUGAGUAGCUGCGACUGCAGGAAUGCACCACACGGACACCACAACGCGCACCUGGCUAAUUUUUGUAUUUUUAGUAGGGAUGAGGUUUCACCAUGUUGGCCAGGCUGGUCUUGAACUCCUGACCUCAAGUGAUCUGCCUCCCAAAGUGCUGGGAUUACAGGCAUGAGCCACCACAUCCUGCCUUUCUAUAUGCUAUUUUAUUUGAUGUUCAUAAUAGCUGUGAGGUAAGCAGUACAGAUAUUAUCUCCAUUGCUUCCUGGUGAAGGACUUAGCCACAGUCAGAUAGCUAGUAAGAGCAGAGCAGAAUUCGAAUUGGAGCCUUCUGGUCCCCCUCCUCUGCAUGCCUUUCAAGUUCUGUAAUAAAACAUCACAGUCUCUUAUUUGACUACAUUGUCAUGUCUGUUAUAUGUUCUUUAAAUGGCCACUACACUCAUGCAUGCUAAUUUUACAAUGUUUUAAUUAUGCAAAGUCUAUUAAAAAAUUUAAAGUAUCAUUUCUAA
Molecule: messenger RNA, 4237 nt
Organism: Symphalangus syndactylus (siamang)
Lineage: Eukaryota; Metazoa; Chordata; Mammalia; Primates; Hylobatidae
Source: RefSeq, a predicted model, not a curated record